ACGAUCUUUAAGAUGCUGGUUAUACACCUGAGUGGAUUGUUGCUUAUUCUGCCAGCUUGUAUACAGGCUGCCAGGAUACUGGCUGUUUUUCCCUUUCCUGGUCCAUCGCAGUACAUCAAUGUGGUCCCCUAUCUGAAGACGCUGGCCUCCCGGGGUCACCAGGUGACCUCGAUUAACGCCUUUCCGCAAAAGAAACCACUGGAAAACUUUCGAGACAUUCCCAUUCCGGAAGUUUUUGACAAUUAUAAUGAAAUCAUAAACGAGCUUAACGAUCCGAUGAAUAUAUGGCAGGAGAACAAUUUCAUCAACAAGUUUUUUGUGGAUAUCACCCGAUCAGUUCUUACCAAUAAAGAGGUUACCGAAACCCUUUUGCCUCCAGGAAAGGAUCAGUAUGAUCUGAUCAUUGUGGAGGCUCUACGCUCGGAUGCCUACUACGGAUUUGCGGCCCACUUCAAUGCCCCUAUUAUAGGCAUCUCAACCUUUGGAACCGAUUGGAAUAUUGAUGAGCUGGUGGGCAAUGUAUCGCCUCUAUCGUAUACACCCCUGGUAACAGCGGGUUUUACCGAUCGCAUGACUUUCGGGGAGCGUGUGUCCAACUUUGUGGAUACUACAGUGGCCUGGCUCAACUACAGAUUGGUGCAUAUGCCGGAACAGGAGAGAUUGUAUGAGAAGUACUUCCCCAUAGCCUCGAAAAGGGUUCGACUCACUGAUUUGAAUAGAAACUUCUCCCUGGUGCUGCUAAAUCAACACUUCUCGCUGAGCUUUCCGCGUGCCUACGUUCCGAAUAUGAUUCAGGUUGGAGGUCUGCAUAUAUCCCACAAGCCAGCUGCAUUGCCCAAAGACCUGGAGGAGUUUAUUCAGGGUUCCGGGGAGGAGGGUGUGAUUUACUUUUCCCUGGGCUCCAAUGUAAAAAGCAAAGACUUACCAGCUGAGAGAAGGCAACUGAUGCUGAAAACCUUUGCCAGUCUGCCGCAGCGGGUCCUGUGGAAAUUCGAGGACGAUCAGCUACCUGGCAAACCUGCCAAUGUUUUUAUUAGCAAAUGGUUUCCUCAGCCAGAUAUUUUGGCCCACCCUAAGGUUAAACUUUUCAUCACCCACGGCGGAUUGCUGAGUACCAUCGAGAGCAUCCAUCAUGGUAAACCGGUUUUGGGACUGCCCUUCUUCUACGAUCAGUUCCUGAAUGUGAAGCGGGCCAAGCAGGCGGGAUUUGGAUUGGGGCUCGAUCACAAGACAAUGACCCAGCAGGAGUUCAAGGGGACUAUCGAAAGGUUGGUCAAGGAGCCGCAAUUUGCCGAGACGGCCAGGCAGAUGUCCGAUCGAUAUCGGGAUCAGCCCAUGACUCCUCUGGACACGGCCAUCUGGUGGACAGAGUACGUCCUGCGGCACAAAGGAGCAUACCACAUGCGCGUGGCUGGCCAGGACUUGGGCUUCUUCGCCUACCACAGCUUGGAUGUCCUUGGAGCUCUCUUGGGUGGAGCUCUCCUAAUCCUGACAAUCAGUUUGGUCAUUCUAUGGAAAAUAGCUGGAUUUGGAAACUCCAAGAAAAAGCAGAAAAAACAAUAAUUCGCUAGCACAAUUACUAGAUUUAUAUGUUAAUUGUUAAACAUUCAGUAAAAUAAAGGGAGACUAAGAGCCAAA
This is a messenger RNA of Drosophila rhopaloa, 1638 nucleotides long. RefSeq names its product UDP-glycosyltransferase UGT5 (gene Ugt35B1). The record is from RefSeq and is a predicted model, not a curated record. The coding region runs from base 13 to 1563 and encodes 516 amino acids. NCBI's taxonomy places the organism in Eukaryota, Metazoa, Arthropoda, Insecta, Diptera, Drosophilidae. The transcript is spliced from 2 exons. Gene Ontology annotation, molecular function: UDP-glycosyltransferase activity.